UUUUGAUGUAAACGUAACCAAUGCAAACUACGGCAGGGAGUCCGUUCCACGGGGAAUCGUUAAUUGAUGAAUUCAUAUACUGUAUACUAGUAACACCACACUGAAGACUGUUGAAGAGCGUCAUCAAAAAGAGCAUGUCAAAGGUGCAACUAAGUUGGGACUAGAUGUAGGCCACACUCUGGGACAAGUUGCAUUUGCUAAAGAUUAUUUAAUUUCUAUAAGUACCUUAAGCUUACUACUUGGGACGCACAUUGAAGGCUGUCCAGAUGGAGCGCAUGCCAGUUGGAGUAGAAAUCACUAAGGUUCCGGUCCAGAAAAGAAGGAACAUUAUGUUCAAGACAAAAGUGCUUGUUCUGGGGCCAUGUGAAAGUGGUAAAACGGUGUUGUCUAACUUCCUGUCAGAUGCUACGGAUACAUCAGGCGGGGAGUACCACCCUACAGUUGGAGUAAGGAUUCUUGAGUUUGAAUCUAACAAUUUGAAUGUUGCUGGGAAGAACUCAAGCGCAGAAGUUGAGCUGUGGGAUGUCAGCGGAGACAAGAAGUAUGAAGGCUGUUGGCCUGCAAUAGCAAGAGACACAAGUGGAAUCAUCUUUGUGUACAAUGCUGAUGUUGCUUCUCAUGAACGGGAACUAGAAUCUUGGCACUCUGCAUUUGUCCAGAACCAGGGCAUCAAGGAAAAUCAGUGCAUUGUUGUGGCUCACCAUAAACCAAACUCAACUGAUAAAAACAGAGUAGCUCUACCCAGUCAGUUUCUAAAGAUGCCGAAUAUCCAUAGCAACAUAGAAGAUGAACCAGACAAUCUCCGAGAAGAGUUCAAAAAGUUCAUGGCUAAUCUACUGACUUUGGUCUCUGCUAAGCGGGAACAGGAUGAGCUUAACAUCAUGAAUAAUAGAUAGAUGGAGCCUGUGUUUUUAUAUUUAUGACAUCACAAAAUGGAGCUGGCGCAUCAUGAACUUACAUGUAUAUAUUAAACAUGCAUUUGUGAUCUGACUUCUAGAGAUAAAUCUCAUUAAAUGUACAGUAAAACCUGUAGAGUGGA
This is a messenger RNA of Owenia fusiformis, 1039 nucleotides long. NCBI's taxonomy places the organism in Eukaryota, Metazoa, Annelida, Polychaeta, Sabellida, Oweniidae. The record is from the annotation of a GenBank genome assembly.